CUCUCUGUUCGAGUCUGAAACAGUAUCGCAGCAUUUUCCUCCACCAUCUGUGAGGCAAACAGCAGGUGCAGGGACUCUGUACGCUGCAAGAGGACAUUCUGGGACCCGAGGACUGAGGAGACUGGAAGCUCAAGAGGUCCCUUGACUCUUCUUUCUCAUGACUUGGUAAAACCCAAGGUCGUUGAGGAAAUCAGCAUCUGUUUCUCGUGACAGCUCGCACCAAGGUGCCUCCUGUGGGUCACCAGAACCUGCACAGUUUCUGACUGUGGAAACCUAUAGGCCACAGGAACCUCAAGGCUCCUUGGGCUCAUACGUGACCUGGUCUUGAAGAGUCACUGAGCCUCUGCCUGAAAGCAACCUAACCCUCAGGAGGGCAACUCAAUGGCAGAGAAGGGUACAUCUUGGGGGGCCAUGCGGCGUUUCUGGUCACUGCCAAGAAAGCGCCGGGGAGCUUCAGGGCGCCACAAGCCAGAUGAAAUCAUGCACCAGGACAUCGUCCCACUCUGUGCUGCGGACAUCCAGGAGCAGCUGAAGAAGCGCUUUGCUUACCUGUCUGGUGGGCGGGGGCAGGACGGAAGCCCAGUUAUCACCUUUCCAGACUACCCAGCCUUCAGCGAGAUCCCGGACAAGGAGUUCCAGAAUGUCAUGACCUAUCUCACCAGCAUCCCCAGUUUGCAAGAUGCUGGCAUUGGAUUCAUUCUGGUCAUAGACCGAAGGCAGGACAAAUGGACCUCCGUGAAGGCGUCGGUCCUGCGAAUAGCCGCAUCUUUCCCAGCAAACCUGCAGCUCGUCCUUGUGCUUCGCCCAACGGGCUUUUUCCAGAGGACUCUCUCUGACCUCGCCUUCAAGUUCAACAGAGAUGACUUUAAGAUGAAGGUGCCGGUCAUGAUGCUGAGCUCAGUGCCAGAACUACACGGCUACAUUGAUAAGUCACAGCUGACCGAGGACCUCGGGGGGACCCUGGACUACUGCCAUUCCAGGUGGCUGUGCCACCGCACGGCGAUCGAAAGCUUCGCCCUGAUGGUGAAGCAGACAGCUCAGAUGCUGCAGGCCUUCGGGACCGAGCUGGCCGAAACAGAACUGCCCAACGAUGUCCAAUCAACAAGCUCGGUGCUGAGCACACACACGGAGAAGAAGGACAAAGCAAAGGAGGAUCUGCAGCUGGCACGGAAAGAGGGGAACAGCAUCCUUGAGAGCCUCAGGGAGCCACUGGCUGAAAGCACUGCCCACAGUGUAAACCAAGACCAGCUGGACAAUCAGGCCACAGUGCAGAGGCUCCUGGCUCAGCUGAAUGAAACGGAGGCCGCCUUUGACGAGUUCUGGGCAAAGCAUCAGCAGAAGCUGGAACAGUGCCUGCAGCUGCGGCAUUUUGAGCAGGGUUUCCGGGAGGUCAAAACUACCUUGGAUACCAUGUCCCACAAGAUAGCCACCUUCACUGACGUUGGUAACAGCCUGGCACAUGUGCAACACCUGCUGAAGGACCUGGCCAGCUUCGAAGAGAAGUCUAGCGUGGCUGUAGACAGGGCCCGAGCCCUGUCACUGGAGGGUCAGCAGCUGAUUGAGAACAAGCACUAUGCUGUGGACUCCAUCCACCCUAAGUGUGAGGAGCUCCAGCACCUCUGCGAUCACUUCACCGCUGAGAUCAGCAGGAGGAGAGGCUUGCUCAGCAAGUCCCUGGAGCUACACAGCCUCUUGGAGACGUCCAUGAAGUGGUGCGAUGAGGGCAUCUUCCUGCUGGCCUCGCAACCUGUGGACAAGUGUCAGUCCCAGGAUGGUGCUGAGGCAGCCCUCCAGGAGAUCGAGAAAUUUUUGGAGACUGGUGCAGAAAAUAAGAUUCAAGAACUCAAUAAAAUUUACAAGGAAUAUGAGUGCAUCCUCAACCAGGACCUACUGGAACACGUGCAAAAGGUCUUUCAGAAGCAAGAAAGUAUGCAAGAGAUGUUCCACCGCAGGCAGGCCAGCCUGAAGAAGCUGGCGGCCAAGCAGACACGGCCUGUGCAGCCCGUGGCCCCACGGCCAGAGGCACUCACCAAAUCACCCUGCCCCUCCCCAGGCUCCUGGAGAGGAUCUGAGAACUCUAGCUCUGAGGGCAGUGCACUCCGUAGAGGGCCCUACAGGAGAGCCAAGAGUGAAAUGAGUGAGACCCGGCAGGGCCGUGCCAGCUCCACAGGGGACGAGGAGGAGAGCCUAGCCAUCCUGCGCAGGCAUGUGAUGAAUGAGCUCCUAGACACGGAACGGGCCUACGUGGAGGAGCUGCUCUGUGUACUAGAGGGCUAUGCUGCAGAGAUGGACAACCCCCUGAUGGCACACCUCAUUUCAGCAGGCCUGCAAAACAAGAAGAACAUUCUGUUUGGAAACAUGGAGGAGAUUUAUCACUUUCAUAACAGGAUAUUCCUGCGGGAGCUAGAGAGCUGCAUAGACUGCCCGGAACUGGUGGGGAGGUGCUUUCUGGAGAGGAUGGAGGAGUUCCAGAUCUACGAGAAGUACUGUCAGAACAAGCCACGAUCUGAGAGCCUGUGGAGACAGUGCUCUGACUGUCCCUUCUUCCAGGAGUGCCAGAAGAAGUUGGACCACAAACUGAGCCUUGAUUCCUACCUGCUGAAGCCAGUGCAGAGAAUAACUAAGUACCAGUUGCUGCUUAAGGAAAUGUUGAAAUACAGCAAGAACUGUGAGGGGGCAGAGGACCUACAGGAGGCACUGAGCUCCAUCCUGGGCAUCCUCAAGGCAGUGAAUGACUCCAUGCACCUCAUCGCCAUCACUGGCUACGACGGUAACCUGGGUGAUCUGGGGAAGCUGCUGAUGCAAGGUUCCUUCAGUGUAUGGACAGACCACAAGAAGGGCCACACCAAGGUCAAGGAGCUGGCCAGAUUCAAGCCCAUGCAGCGGCACCUUUUCCUGCAUGAGAAGGCUGUGCUGUUCUGCAAGAAGAGGGAGGAGAAUGGGGAGGGGUAUGAGAAGGCCCCUUCCUACAGCUACAAGCAGUCAUUGAAUAUGACUGCUGUUGGCAUCACAGAGAAUGUGAAGGGUGAUGCCAAGAAGUUCGAGAUCUGGUACAACGCAAGAGAGGAGGUUUACAUCAUCCAGGCACCAACCCCUGAGAUUAAAGCAGCAUGGGUGAGUGAGAUUCGGAAGGUGCUGACCAGCCAGCUGCAGGCCUGCCGGGAAGCCAGCCAGCACAGGGCCCUGGAGCAGUCCCACAGCCUGCCUUUGCCCACACCAUCCAACACCAGCCCCUCAAAAGGGAACACAAGGAAUGUCAAGAAGUCAGAAGAAAGAAAAACGGACCCCCUGAGCCUGGAAGGAUAUGUGAGCUCAUCGUUGCCGAAGCCCCCUGAGAAAGGCAAAGACGAUGCGGUCCCUAGUUCUACCUCUGAAAGCUCUGCGCUUUCCAGAAAGCGCUUCACGCUGCAGGGCUUGGCUAACCUCAAAGGUCAGAAAGCCUCUCCGACCAGUCCUGACAAAAAAGCUAAGCGGCACGAAGUAAAGAGCGACCCGACUCCCUUUGGUUUGCGAGGCUGGAGCAAAACAUCCCACUCCCUGGAAGCCCCUGAGGAGGACGGAGGUUGGUCCAGUGCUGAGGAGCUUGUCAAUUCAUCUGAUGCAGAGGAAGAUGGAGUGGGCCCCAAGAAGCUGGUUCCUGGUAAAUACACAGUGGUGAUGGACGAUGAGAAAGGGGGCCUUGACACCCUUGCUGUGAGGAGCGGGGACAUGGUAGAGGUGGUGGAAGAGGGCGCAGAGGGGCUCUGGUAUGUCCGGGACCUGACCAGCAGCAAGGAGGGAUGGGUGCCAGCCAGCAGCCUUUCCACCCUCCUGGGCAAAUCCAGUUCAGCCCAGUGUCUGAGCAGCUCAGACUCCAGCCCAGGGUCAGCCGUGCUGAGCAACUCCUCCAGCUGCAGCGAGGGCUGCCCCACUCCCUUCUCCGACCUCCAGGGGUAGUGGCCAGGCCUUCGUGGUGGAUGCUCGAGGCCACCGUGCAGUAGACCAGCAUGCAAAUCUCUAAGUUUUCUUUUGCUUGGGCUUGCUUAGUUUGGGAGGGGAUGGUGCUCCAAGACAUCUGAAAGCAGGAGGACUUUAUCAACCCAUGGGCUUCAGAGGACACUGGGCCUUGACGCCAAGACUCCACUGCAUGUGCAGAGGCCAGGAGACAACAGUCCACCAAAGCUUCUGCAGAAAACCCAGAGUGGACGGAGGAGGGGCUAUGGGUCAGAAAACCCCGUGCAGAAAGGUGGGGGGCAGCCAACAGCCUCUGCUAUGCAGCCUCUCCACACUGUCCUGACCUCUCUGAUGUGGUGCUUUCUGCGGGAAUGCCAUCCUAAGGAAGCCGCUUCCAACAGGAGUGAACAGUUUGCUACCAACAGCCUAAGGAGGGGUCGGGGGACUCUUGUCCUCUUGUCUUUUAUAAGUUUUUGAUUUUUUUUUUUAAACAGGGAUUAAUCCCAUGGCCAUUUUUUUGUGGUACUCUGGCCUCAAAUCUUUACCAAGAAUCACUGUGUUUACAUGAAAUGACAAUUUGAUACUGUAUUUGAUAUAAAACUAUUUUUUGUUACUGGGGUUUACAUUGAAGCACGUUGUUUAUACCACUAAGUGAUUUCUGGGGCGUUCUCACUGAGACCUGGCACCCCCUGGAGCACAUCUGUCACAGGUGAACGAAAACCUGCUAAGUCAGGUGGUGUCUCCAUGACCAAAAGCGGUUGGAAACCACUGAAAUUCCUUCAUCUACAUAGGUUUCAUUUUCACAAGAAAUGCAAAGUAUAAUUUAAAAUAUUAACCUUCUUUUCUACAAUAAAAAGGGGACUCUCCAUUUUUUAAAGAACUUCAUUAAACUAGGAUAUUUUUAUUAUUUUUAAAGAAAAUGUAAAGAUCCAUGCUGACAGCCAUCCUCAGCAACACAGACACUGGCUGCAACCCAGCAUCAGGGUAGGCCCCGCUUCCUCUCCCCAGCACUACCUGCCUCCUGCCCUGCAGCAGAGCAUCUGCAGCUGAGCACACGGGAGGAGGGGGUCUGCAGCCUAAUUUCAAGUCAAAGCAGAACUGCAAUGAAAGUUGUUUUUCUCCUUUCUGUGUGUGUUUCAGAAACAAAUUCUGUUCCUUGGAAACUUUCUUUACCUAGUAAGGCAGAUAUUUUUGUAUGUGUUUGUAUAUAUGUUCACAUUUGUACAUAUGGUCUGGAUGUAAAAGAUGUAUUUAUGGUCUCACGCUGCUGAACAUCUGUCACUUUACGGUCCCUCCCUGUCUCCUCGCCCUGCUGCCAUGGGAGGCCACCGCGGCUCGUUCCCCACUGUACGUCCCAGGUAAAAAGCGCCCACCUCCCCGGCCCUAUGGCUUGCAGAGCCAUCACUGGCCACACCUUCAGAGAAUGGUAAUAAAAUAGAAAACGUGCAAAGAUUCUGUAGCUGUUCCGGUGUAUACAUUAUUUGGGAAAUACUGUGGAACAUAAUCUGCCUAGCCUGCUGUUUAGUCGCCGUUUCCUCCAUCUCCAUAGGGGUUUGGCCACCCUCUUUUGUGUUCUCUUCAUCAUAAAGGCACUUUAAAAUGUCA
Messenger RNA from Nannospalax galili (Upper Galilee mountains blind mole rat), 5538 nucleotides. It is a transcript of the gene Mcf2l, whose product is annotated as MCF.2 cell line derived transforming sequence like. Gene Ontology annotation, molecular function: guanyl-nucleotide exchange factor activity; protein binding. The coding region runs from base 382 to 3936 and encodes 1184 amino acids. Gene Ontology annotation, cellular component: cytoplasm; extrinsic component of membrane. Gene Ontology annotation, biological process: intracellular signal transduction; positive regulation of Rho protein signal transduction. The record is from RefSeq and is a predicted model, not a curated record. The transcript has 32 exons. NCBI's taxonomy places the organism in Eukaryota, Metazoa, Chordata, Mammalia, Rodentia, Spalacidae.